Dracunculus medinensis (Guinea worm) is the source of this 339-nucleotide messenger RNA. NCBI's taxonomy places the organism in Eukaryota, Metazoa, Nematoda, Chromadorea, Rhabditida, Dracunculidae. The record is from the annotation of a GenBank genome assembly.
AUGAACAUCGCUUGUCAGCACUCAAGAAGUGUCCGAAUUAGUCCAGAGCAUAGCAUUACAGAUCUUGAAUACGCUGAUGACGUAGAUAAUGACAAAAGUGAUAAUCUCGAGUGUCCGUCAUGCGAUUCAGGUGAUUCUGGUUUCUCAUCCGAUGACAAUAACUGCUAUCAGGAGCUUUUUGAACGUAACAAACUAGUGAGAAGUAAAUCACUGCGUUCAGCUCUAAGGAUGCCAACACGUAAUCGUAGUCAAAAAUCUGUGCGGUUUGCUGAUGUAAUUGGCUUGAACCUAGUCCAACAAAGUUAUUACGAAAAAGAUGAUAUGGAGGAUUUAAAGUAA